This is a messenger RNA of Cladophialophora bantiana CBS 173.52, 564 nucleotides long. RefSeq lists its product as uncharacterized. NCBI's taxonomy places the organism in Eukaryota, Fungi, Ascomycota, Eurotiomycetes, Chaetothyriales, Herpotrichiellaceae. The record is from RefSeq and is a predicted model, not a curated record. The transcript has a single exon. Bases 1 to 564 code for a protein of 187 amino acids.
AUGUCUGGAUUCAUCUGUCUGGGAAAGUCGAAACCUGAACUUCAAAUCGCCUUCGCCGCGUUGUACGUCUUUUUGAACGUACUGUACUGGUUUUGUUCAGCAUUGGAUCCAACAAAAUGGCAUUGGUGGCACGAUUACCAAGUAGUCACUUUGGAAUGGAAGCACAGCGACUCUCAGGACCCCUCUUUCGACGUUGUUCUGGAGGCAACUAUGUUCGCAGCGACCCUUCCGAACGACGAUGGCAAUCAAGCUGAGGCCCAAAGGCCCCUCACAAGGUGGCAUUCGUCUUUUGCUGCUUUUCUCACCAGGCGCGUUACGGCGGAACGUGGCCUGUCACCGCCAGAAGUCGAACCAAAUAUACAGACGCACUGUGGACCGCAAUUGCACUCGUCUGUCACUCUAGAUGGGUGCAACACGCCCGUGUGGCGCCGGAUAGCGGACCUUGGAAGCAAUGGAUCGAAGAAGCUGGCAACAUCGCCGCAGCUUGGCAAGUGUAUGACAAGCUGUUACAGGAUCAAGUCACCGAAGCAAGGCAUGAAUCCCAAGAUGCGCUCACUACAAUGA